ACAACAUAACCCAACAUUUUCUUUGUAGAUGUGUAAAUUUUAUAAUUCCUAAUAAAAUGGAAUCAAAUAAAGAUAAAGAAAAAGAGCACGUCCUGUCGAAACGUUUGAAUAAAAUAAUCCAAGCUAGAAUCGAAAAUGACGAGGAGACAAUCAAUGCAUUUAAACAACUUUCGACUUUCUACACCGAAAACAGCCUGCAAGCUCGCAGGAAUUUGAGAAGCCAAAUAGAAAAACGGAGUCUAAGUAUAAACAAACAAAUUCUGUCUUCGUUUCUGGAAGUUAAAAAUUCCUUCGAUUGCAUUUACAAUGAUAUCGCUGACAUGAGCAAAUCGAUUCAAGAUAUGGAAAGUAGAUUGCAAAAUACGAAAACUCAAACUAAACAACUGUUGCAACAAACUAGCAUUUUGCAAAACGAGCGGGAUAAAAAUGUCAAACAGCAGAAAAUCGUAAACGCCCUAUUAGAAAAAUACCAGCUUUCUCCUGAUUAUUUCUCUAUUCUACAAGGAGGAAAGGAGCAAUUAAUUACUCCCGAGAUAUUUUCGGUAAUCGACAGGGUCCAAGAAAUCCACAACGAUUGCAAAGUCCUCAUGCAGUCCGGCCUUCAAACAUUAGCUCUGGAUAUUAUGGAGCAAAUGACUUUAUACCAGGAAGCAGCCUUAGAGCGGCUUUAUAGAUGGACUCAGAAUCAUUGCAGGAACAUAGAUAACACUGACUUGACUGAUUUGAUAACGCAAGCGAUGCUGAGGCUCCAAGAACGGCCCGUUUUAUUUAAUUACGUAAUCGACGAGUAUUGCAUAUGUAGAAGAAGUAAAAUCACCGAUGACUUUAUAAAUGCUCUAACAAGAGGCGGCCCCUCGGGGAACCCCGCACCGAUCGAAAUGAGAGCCCACGAUUCCCAAAUAUACAUUACGGAUAUGCUGGUGUGGUUGAACAAAGCAACGGCUGCGGAGAAGCAGAACUUGUGCACUUUGCUUAAACUUUGCACUAAAAACGAUUUAAACGAAACCAUCGCGAACUCGCUAGCUGUAAUCUGCGAAGGCGUUUGCCAGCCUUUGAAGAUGAGAGUCGAGAAAAUUAUUAGCGUUCCAUCGCAAGCUUCGGUGUUGUAUUCGAUCGUGAAUUUGCUGCGAUACUACAAAAAAUGCAUUUGCAAGAUAGUUAAUAGAGGAUUGAUCCAGGAGACUCUACAACAGCUACAGGAUAAUUCAGAAAAAGCAUUUUUAACUACAUUACAAACUCAAGUCGAUAGUAAAUUGGUCAGAGUCGAAGCUCCGCCUCGCGAUUUAUCCCCAACAUCCGCCGUUACGAAUCUACUGGCUGUAUUAAGAGAUAUUUUAUCCACUGCUAACAUGAGCGAAGGCAGAGAAACCGACAUGGUGAAGAUAGCUCAGACGGUGAUGGUGCCGCUGUUGAGGGCCGUGAACGAGCAGGCCGCCCGGUUGCCCCCGACCGACAUGGCGGUGUACAUGCUGAACUGCAUGUACGAGAUGUACACGUGCCUGUCGCUGUACGAGUUCAUGGACGAGCGGUUGGAGCGCUUGGAGGCCCAAUCGGACGCCCAGAUCGACACGCUGACGUCCGAACAGGCCAGUUCGCUGGUGGCCAACUUGAAUCUCGGCCCGAUUUACACGAUCCUGCAGGACCAGAGCCACGGGGCGUUGUCCGAGGUGCCCGGAAUGGAGCCGAGUAAUCUCAGGAAUUUUUUGGAGAAAAUGGAUUAUCUUGCUUCGCAUCCGGACGGUGCUCUGUUGCAACAGAUUCACUUGUUGACGUCUUCGAAGCAUAAAAAGUCUGUGCAGAAGCGGUCGUUUGACGUGCUACUGGCUAUUUACAAGCAACUCUACCAAGCGGUUUUGGAUCCUGUGAAUAAAUACGAAAAUCCCCAUGUGAUAUUUCAUAAAACGCCGGAUGAGCUGGAGAAGAUUUUCUCCUAA
Molecule: messenger RNA, 1934 nt
Organism: Phyllotreta striolata
Lineage: Eukaryota; Metazoa; Arthropoda; Insecta; Coleoptera; Chrysomelidae
Source: the annotation of a GenBank genome assembly